GUAGGGUCAAAACUUUUCAUGUGUAACUUUCAAUCCCUAGGUAAACACUAAAAAUGGCACCUAAGAAGAAAUGGUCUAAAGGAAAAGUGAAAGACAAGGCUCAACAUGCCACUGUCUUUGACAAGAACCUUAUCGACCGCAUCAACAAGGAAGUUCCUGCCUUCAAGUUUAUCUCUGUUUCCGUCCUUGUCGACCGUAUGAAGAUGAACGGUGCUCUUGCUCGUAUUGCCAUCAGAGAUUUGGCUGACCGCGGUCUCAUCCAAAAGGUUGACCACUCAUCCAAGCAAUUCAUUUACAGUCGUGUUCCUUCUGCUUAAAAUGUAAGAAGAAUGGGUUGAAUAAAAUAAAAGGAAUUGAGUUUACGUUGCGCGUUCUUGUAU
Molecule: messenger RNA, 380 nt
Organism: Schizosaccharomyces octosporus yFS286
Lineage: Eukaryota; Fungi; Ascomycota; Schizosaccharomycetes; Schizosaccharomycetales; Schizosaccharomycetaceae
Product: 40S ribosomal protein S25
Exons: 3
Coding region: 54-317 (87 amino acids)
Cellular component (GO): cytosolic small ribosomal subunit
Molecular function (GO): structural constituent of ribosome
Source: RefSeq, a predicted model, not a curated record